This is a messenger RNA of Anguilla rostrata (American eel), 3033 nucleotides long. RefSeq lists its product as uncharacterized. The coding region runs from base 133 to 501 and encodes 122 amino acids. Lineage: Eukaryota; Metazoa; Chordata; Actinopteri; Anguilliformes; Anguillidae. The transcript has 5 exons. Gene Ontology annotation, molecular function: protein binding. The record is from RefSeq and is a predicted model, not a curated record. Gene Ontology annotation, cellular component: plasma membrane. Gene Ontology annotation, biological process: positive regulation of apoptotic process.
GGGUGUGAUCGCUUUUAAAACAAGGCAGAUAUUCAGGGUGAGUCAUUCAUAUGGAAGCAGUGCAAACGUGAAAACAGCCCUGUUAUUGUCCCAGAGAAACUCAGGAAACUUUGGGGUGGUUUUCAGGACACGAUGGAUUCAAAUAUUGUCUCUCUGUUGUAUGGGAUUAUUCUUGUGACUGGAAUGAAUAUCGCUAGGACAUACGCGCAGGGAGUUGAAUGUAAGAAAGAAGAAUUCUGGAAUUCUGAUGCAGGCCAGUGCUUGCCCUGCUCUACAUGCAAACAAUUUCCAAAAAUCCCAUCGUGUGACACAUGCACUGUAAGCGAUGAAGCCUCAUACACAUGGAAACUCGCUGCCAUUUCCAGUUUGUCUGCACUGGCAGUCGUACUUGUUUCUGGAGUGUUGCUGGGAGGGGUCCUGGUGCAUCAAUACCGGUCUAGGAUGAGAAGAAACCUACGUGAGCCUAUUGAGGAGACUACAGGACCUCUUUAUCAAGUAUAACUAUUUCAGUAGGCUUUGAGUUGGGGAACUGGGACUGGCACAGAUGGAGACCAAAGCUGGAAUGUCACACCAGUCAACUCAAUCUUGGACUCAAUUAUUUUUCUUACCAGGAGGGGACCACUGAGAUUUACUUAGGGCAGUUUCACAUUAUUUUACAUUAUUUAUUCUGAAACUAUAUUAAAUUAUAAUUCCUGACAUUUUCAUAUUUUCAUAAUAGUCAAUAUUUGGAACAAGGCAGUUUGUGAACACAGAUACUGUAAUAUCCCUGGAGGAACUUUGGAUAGUGAAGAGAUUAAUCUCAGUCUUUGGUCAAUUUGAUGAGCGCUGUAUUCUUGGGGUACCAACUGUGAGUGCACAGACCAUAGACCGUAUAAAAAUAUGGACAAAGUGCUUCAUGAUAUCACCCACUGAUUUGCUAUGGUUAGUGCUCACUGGCGCAUGAAACCCAAACUAGGGCGCAGCCACAUUGCCCGCAAGCACAGUGGAGCGAAAGAGUGGAGUCCACAACUACAGGAAAAUCCACCCCGACUACCUUAAAUGGUAAUUAGACACACCCAUGUCUGGCCUUGCAACCACAGAACUAUACUGUCAUAACAUUUCAAAAAAGUUAAUUGUGCAAGAUACGUUUAGUGUUAAGAUAUUUACAUAGAAAAAUAGAUUAAAUAGAUCACUAGCUAACUAGCCACCUGGUUAUACAGACAGAUAGAUAACAGAACUCUAGAUAGCUAGACAGAUUUAUCACGAGAUAACUAGCUAGCAAGUUUGCUAGAUAGACAGAUAGAUCGAUAGCAAGACAGUAAGCUUGCUCCCCCUAGCUAAGUAAAUCCCCCUAGCUUAUCUUCUUAAAGCUGCUUCAAAUCUGCUUACAAAUUUGAAUUUUGGCGGAAUUAUUUUUAAAAAUCAGACACAGGGGAGACAUUACAAGGGAUAGGAUUAACUAGUUAAACCAUCAUUUCUUGUGUAAAAAAUUUAUUGAUAUAUUUCCUCUGAAAAAAUUGGCCCCUUUUCAGGCUUUCCCCAUUGACUUAACAUUCGGUGGGCAGGAUUUCAAGUUCUGUUUGCAACCAGGCGUUGCAGUUCACGCAGUAGCCACUGGGGUAAAAGGCUUCACUAAUAGAGGCAAGUUGUUGCCCCUUGGCACAGACAAAAUAUCAACAGCUAUUCACUGAGCUCGCCUUAUUUAUAUUUUCUGCCAUGAGGUAAAAAAGAAGAGUGGAUUACAGUGAUAUAGUCUUUGUAGUCUUUAAGAUUCUUCUCAUACACUCCACAGACAUUUUGUUCUUACUGAUUUUCUACACCUUGUACGAUGAAUAUCCGCCGUACAUUUUUGCCUGUAAAAACUGACAGGACAACCUAUUAUGAGACUGAGGGGAAUGUUAAGGGAGUAUAAGCGCAAACAUUGCAUUUUCCCAGUAAUAUUGCUCAUAAUUUGCUUGUACUUUGGAUGAACUCCAAUCAAAACUCACGAGAACUGAGUAUUUUCUCCUCUGUUGCAUAGUUAUUUAACAUAUUGCACAUCAGUAUGCAAUAUAAGGAUGAGUGUAAAUGACUCAUAACACACUGGAACUGCCAGUUGACUGCUGUGCUUCUUAGUAGUCAUCAGUCAUUCUGUUUAAAUGACAAAACGUCAAGAUCAAAUAGUCAACAACUGAGAUAUGGGAGUGGUAUGAAAAUGAAGUGCCUUAACUGCUAUUUACCAACAAAGGAAGCAAUAUUUUAGUGGAAAGUCCAUGUUUUGGCAAUGGACUAAGCACAGCAAUGGUAGGUGGUAGAUACAAUUAUAAUGAAGCCCAAAAUGGCCAUCAACAGUUGUAACUAUUAGCACAAAUUAUAUGGAUAAAAUAUAGGUCUCACAAGUGUCCUGCUUUUAUGUACAUAUUUUUAAAAAGUUGUUAUUGGAGAAAAUGAAGGACAUUUCUGGCAUUCAAAUUUGUUGUUAGGUUAACAUUGCUUAUUGGCUGUAAAUGUGCCUUGUCGGCAAUUGCUCAUGUUUGUAUUUAUGAGACUAACAAUGUCCACUUCUGUAUGUCACUCUGGAUAACAGUGUCUGUUAAGUCACUGUAAUGCAAUGUAACGCAAUGGGCCUGUAUUUAACAAAUUCUUCAUACAUUUCAAAGAAAUAGAAUAUCUUUUCAUUUCACACCCACAUGUUCUUGUGGCAUGCAGUGUCUCCUGGAACAAUUCUAGUACUCAUUUGACUGUACUUGUUCUCUUUGUCUAAUAAUUCAAAGUUUAUUCCUGUUAUUCAAUAUUUCUUAAGUGUGUGUACCUCAUGCUAUUUUUGUCUAUUUGCAUUAGGUUGUUAUUUAUAUGUUUUAAAAAUAGCUAAUUGCUAUGGCACACAUCAAAAGCACUACCCUUUAAGCCAAAAGACACGCAAAAUCCUAAAUUUUCCAUUCUGUAUAGGCAAUUCAUCAAUCAAAAAAAAAAAAAAAAAAAUUUAAAUGUCAUGAAAACAUGAAUUACUUACAUUAAAUAAGAUUAAUUAACAUAAUUGUUAAAUCAUUUGAUUAAAAAACCAGUGCAAACUUA